AUGCGCAUUAUUGACAAGAAAAAGGCUGAUAAGCCUAUCAUUGAGGUUCUGCAGCAUCUCAAUUCACACCCUCCCCACGCCGUGCCCGCCCCUCCAGUGAACGCCAACCUGCAGUAUUGGGUGCCCCGUCCCGAUCUGCGCGAUCACAACACCGUUGUCAAUGAAUCAUACUUUAUACAGUUCCAUUCCUAUGUCAAUCGCAUCUCCCCUCACCUCCUAAAGUACCCCCACAGCGGCAGCCCACUCUUCUCCGACGCUGAAGCAGAUGCAGCUCUCGAAGCCUUCGAAGCUGGCAAUGAUGCUGUCGAGGAAAUCUCCGAAUCCGACGCUCACUUGGACGAGGCCAAGCCAGCUUCCCGACAGCGUUCAGCUAUGAGUCAGGCUUUGCGUGGACUGAUCACCAGACUGCGUCCAUUCGGUCUGUCCAAAUCCGAGGUCCUGAUGAUCCUCAACCUAGGUGUUGGUCUCCACCAUCCUGCCCCCGAGGCUACUACCAAUGGCGAGGCCAUGGAUGUUGAGGGCGGCGAGGAGGAGGACGAGGGUCCUUUGGCCAAUGAAGAAAGUGGUACUCUCGCUCUUUUCGAGGCCAUUGUUGAGGAUCGCGAUGAGCGGUUCUCCGAUGAGGAGGUGAAGCAUAUAUUGACUUACAUCCGCUAUUUCCUUGACAAGGACUAUCUCAAGUCCAGUGUCUCUAAGUAA
Messenger RNA from Penicillium taxi, 699 nucleotides. RefSeq lists its product as uncharacterized. The record is from RefSeq and is a predicted model, not a curated record. Gene Ontology annotation, biological process: transcription initiation at RNA polymerase III promoter. The transcript has 3 exons. Gene Ontology annotation, cellular component: RNA polymerase III complex. NCBI's taxonomy places the organism in Eukaryota, Fungi, Ascomycota, Eurotiomycetes, Eurotiales, Aspergillaceae. Bases 1 to 699 code for a protein of 232 amino acids.